CAAGAGUAUAAACAUGGAGAGGUUACAUGUAUACUUCUUUGCUGUUAUAAUAAUAUCUGCUGACGCCUUGCAACAGGCCGACUUAGAUUAUAUUGCUGCAAAUCUGGAUGUAAAACUCUCAGUUUUCGAUAACACAAAAUACGACGGAACAAAACAUAGAUUGAGUCUCACUCUCACAAAUACCGGAAGUAAAACCAUCAGACCUGACAACUGGUCCAUUUACUUUUAUAGCUUCUUCAUGAUUGAACCAGACCAUCUCCCUUCGCCGGAGGGAUACAUUUUAACGAACUAUAAAGUGAAAUUAAAUCACGUUAAAGGUAGUUUGUUCAGUAUGACCCCGACUGCGGAUUUUCCAGAUAUUACUCCUAAUGGUUUUCACUAUAUCGAAUUCUUUGGACAAUGGUGGGCAGUAGCGAGAUCUGAUAUUCCUCCAAACUGGUACAUAACGGGACCUGAUCUGAAACCUGUCAAUAUCAAAUCAACUGCAACAGGCGAGAAAUUUGUGACAAGAUUUUCUACCGUUAGUCAAUGGAAGAGAUAUCGCGUUGAUCAAUUUAACCCCUUUACACCCCAGGACCGAUAUAAGAGACAGAAAGUUCGAAACUUCAACACUCACACAAAAAAGGUUAUUCCAACUCCAAAACACGUUGAAGUCUUAUCCCAGCAGUCCCUCGAUUUGAGUAAAAUGAUGGCAGUUUGCACACCAGUUGUUUCAGGAAGUUGCGCACUUUUAAGAGAGAGUUCAACAAUAAGAAAAGUGUCAAUUUCUGGAGAAGUUUGGAAUCCGAGCGACGAGCAAAGCGCAAAAGAUCCCGACACAGAUUCCCGGAGUUCGCGCCUCAUUUCCGCUUACCUAGCAGACGACAGCUACAGGGCGGGAAAGGAAAGGAAAGAAAUCGUCAGGAAAGUGUCGAUUGAAGAAAAAGUUUUGAAAUAUUCAGAUAAAGACCCAGACAAAACUUGGACAUGA
Messenger RNA from Saccostrea cuccullata (small rock oyster), 970 nucleotides. RefSeq lists its product as uncharacterized. The record is from RefSeq and is a predicted model, not a curated record. Bases 14 to 970 code for a protein of 318 amino acids. Gene Ontology annotation, molecular function: polysaccharide binding; hydrolase activity, hydrolyzing O-glycosyl compounds. The transcript has 3 exons. NCBI's taxonomy places the organism in Eukaryota, Metazoa, Mollusca, Bivalvia, Ostreida, Ostreidae.